Messenger RNA from Rosa rugosa (rugosa rose), 948 nucleotides. RefSeq lists its product as uncharacterized. The record is from RefSeq and is a predicted model, not a curated record. The transcript has 5 exons. Bases 50 to 493 code for a protein of 147 amino acids. NCBI's taxonomy places the organism in Eukaryota, Viridiplantae, Streptophyta, Magnoliopsida, Rosales, Rosaceae.
UUAGCUUAGUGAAGUCGAGAGGAAGUCGAAGAAGAAGAAGAAGAACAAAAUGGUGAGCCGAAAUUCCUCAUGUUGUUCUUCUCCACUCAGAAUCCAAAUCCUCUUAGUAUUGUCGUUGCUAUUCUCUCCCGCAGUUCUCGCCAAGUCCCGUCGCCCAAUCAGUGACAUUGAGACAAGGCAGAAGAAGACCCAAUGCUAUGCUGAUAUUGACAGUGGCUUGUGGGGAUGGCAAUGCAAGUCAACUAUGAUAGCAAAGGAGAAUUGUGUUUUGAAAUGCCUCUCUCCAACUUGUUAUGAGCUCGUCUAUGAGAGCGAUCCGCUUGAAGAAGGAGAGAAAGAUCUUCUUAGAGGACAAGAGUUCAAGUACUGUAUGCAUAAGUAUUCAUGUUGGCUUGCAGGUUAUCUUUGGGGGAGAACCUUGAGGGUAUUAAGGGCUCCUUUAAUUAUUAAAACUGAGUUCACAGCAUCGCUUAUAAGAUAUAUGAAGCUUUGAUUCUCCUUAAAGAAGGUAUGUUGGACUGUCAGACUUCCAUUUUCCAGUAAUCAAUUGGUAAUUUUCUCCUUGGUGUUUGCAUGUGGAAUGAUUCUAUACACGAGCUGAAGUUCAAAUCCAGGUUGUCCAGAGUCCGAAAUUAUGACUGGAAGCAGUUAACAAAAGAAAAAAAAAAUGUGACAAGCAGAGACCAUUCUGUUUUAUUCUUAAACUGUUUCAUUUAGUUGUCUACUUGGAUGUUUGGAUAUGAAUGAUACAAUCAGUAGCCUGGCGUAAGAAAUUCAGAUCAGUCGUGUGUUAAGAAAUUAUGAACCGAGCUACUAUGUUGGAAUUUUUUUUUUUUUUAAUACGUGUCAGUACUGUUCUAUCUUCUAUGAAAUAUGUAAUUUCCGAAAAAAGAAAAAUAGUUGAUGGAGAUGAAAUGAAUCAGCGUCUGAUAAUAUAUCUAGUUUUCA